This is a messenger RNA of Cucurbita pepo subsp. pepo (vegetable marrow), 878 nucleotides long. It is a transcript of the gene EP3, whose product is annotated as homolog of carrot EP3-3 chitinase. The record is from RefSeq and is a predicted model, not a curated record. Gene Ontology annotation, molecular function: chitin binding; chitinase activity. NCBI's taxonomy places the organism in Eukaryota, Viridiplantae, Streptophyta, Magnoliopsida, Cucurbitales, Cucurbitaceae. Gene Ontology annotation, biological process: chitin catabolic process; cell wall macromolecule catabolic process; carbohydrate metabolic process.
ACGAUCACAGCCAUGCAAAGGGCACUGCUAUUAACGGUGACUUUGGUCGGAAUCAUCGCCGGAGCAGCGGCGCAGAACUGCGGCUGCGCGGCAGGGCUGUGCUGCAGUAGGUUUGGAUUCUGCGGUACCGGUGACGAUUUCUGCGGGACAGGAUGCAGAGAAGGCCCCUGCAACAUCCCGCCUCUUACCCCCAGUGUGAACGACGUCGUUGUGGCUGAUUUCGUGACGGAGGAGUUCUUCAACGGCAUUAUUAACCAGGCGGAUGCUGGUUGCGCCGGUCGGGGAUUCUACAGCAGAGCAACUUUCCUUGAAGCCCUCCAAUCGUUUGACCGAUUUGGAAGAAUCGGGUCCGUUGACGAUUCGAAGAGAGAAAUCGCCGCCUUCUUCGGCCAUGUUACUCACGAGACUGGACAUUUGUGCUUCAUUGAAGAAAUAGAUGGGGCAACAAAGGAUUACUGCGACGAAGAGAACACCCAAUAUCCGUGCAACCCAAACAAGGGGUAUUUCGGGAGAGGCCCAAUCCAGCUAUCGUGGAACUUCAACUACGGGCCCGCAGGGGAGAGCAUCGGGUUCGAUGGGCUCAACAACCCAGAAAUAGUGGCAACCAACCCCGUGGUGUCCUUCAAGACCGCUCUCUGGUACUGGAUGAACUUCGUGAGGCCGGUCAUAAACCAGGGCUUCGGCGCCACCAUUCGGGCCAUCAAUGGCGCCCUGGAAUGCGACGGCGCUAACUCUGCCACCGUUCAACGACGGGUCGAGUACUACACUCAGUACUGUAACCAACUCGGAGUUGCCCCUGGAGAUAAUUUGACUUGUUAGAUCAUUAAUUAAGUUUCUUAAUUGUCUUAGAACAUUAAUAAAUUUGUAUGAUCCAUACA